AUGUUUAGAUUAAAGAAAAGUGAAAAUCUUGCACGGUUUUUGUAUCAGAAAACUCUGCAAAAUAUGGCUUAUUCAAUAGGCUAUGAUCCCUGUUCCCAUUUGAGCAAGGCUAAUGCGAGGUCUCGCGGCUUUGCGUCGGAUUUGGAAAAAGGGAGUUCUGUUGGAGGUGAUGCUACUCUUGUUAAAGUUGAUGAUGGGGGACUAAGUGGAAGUCCUGAUAUGCCUCGUUGUUUCCGGGAUCGACGUUUGUCUGAGAAAGUUGUUGUUGCUGUUGAUGUGGAUGAGGUACUGGGAAACUUUGUGUCGGCUCUCAACAAGUAUAUUGCAGAUCAAUAUUCAUCAAAUUAUUCAGUUUCUGAAUAUCAUGUGUACGAAUUCUAUAAGAUAUGGAACUGUUCGCGUGAUGAAGCUGAUAUUCGCGUUCACGAGUUUUUUAAGACGCCAUAUUUCAAGUCAGGGAUUCACCCUCUCCCAGGUGCUCAGAUGGCAGUUCAAAAGUUAUCAAGAUUUUUUAACCUAGCAGUUGUAACGUCUCGGCAGAAUGUAAUUAAGGAUCACACAAUUGAAUGGAUAGAGAAGAAUUUCCCAGGACUGUUUCAUGAGAUUCACUUUGGUAAUCACUUUGCUCUUGAUGGAAUAUCAAGACCAAAAUCAGAGAUUUGUAGGUCUUUAAAUGCCAAGGUUCUUAUCGAUGAUAACCCGCGGUAUGCCAUAGAGUGUGCUGAUGUUGGAAUUAAAGUCCUACUUUUUGAUUAUGAAAACUCGUAUCCUUGGUCCAAGAACGAGUUAGUUGAUGAGCACCCUUUGGUGACCAAAGUUAAGAACUGGAAAGAAGUGGAACAACAAUUGAUGUCACUGGUAGCUUCAUAG
This is a messenger RNA of Vicia faba (fava bean), 870 nucleotides long. NCBI's taxonomy places the organism in Eukaryota, Viridiplantae, Streptophyta, Magnoliopsida, Fabales, Fabaceae. The record is from the annotation of a GenBank genome assembly.